Messenger RNA from Oenanthe melanoleuca, 4474 nucleotides. RefSeq names its product CUE domain containing 1 (gene CUEDC1). NCBI's taxonomy places the organism in Eukaryota, Metazoa, Chordata, Aves, Passeriformes, Muscicapidae. Bases 16 to 1632 code for a protein of 538 amino acids. The transcript has 11 exons. Gene Ontology annotation, molecular function: ubiquitin binding. The record is from RefSeq and is a predicted model, not a curated record.
GGAGGUGCCGACCCCAUGGCUGGAGGCGCUGGGGAAGCCUGGGGACAUCGGGGGGCCCCGAGAUGCCCAGGACCCCCUCGGGGCUGUCUCCCCGCGGGGAGCGGCGGUGCCGCCCCGCGAUGCCGCGGCCGGGCCGGAUCGGGCUCCGCGCUCCCCACAGGGGUGACUCCGGUCCCGAGGGCCCCUCACGCCCCCCGCCCCCGCAGCCUCUCGGCGCGGCCCCGCUCCCCGCUCCCCCCGGCCCGGCCCGGCCCGGCCCCGGCCCCGGCCCCGCCGCGCCGCCCCCCGCUGCCGGGCACGGCCGCCCCCGCCCGCCCGCCACGUACGUCUCCCGUCCCGGCUCCUUUCCAUGGUUCCCGGCGUGACUGGAGCCGCCCGCCGCCGCCCCCGCAGCGCGGCGCCGACCGCCGGUGGGAGGAUGCAGCCGCGCGCCGGGGGCUGAGGCGCGGAGCCGUGGGGAGCGGGACCCCCGGCGCCCACCCAUGGUCCCGGCUGGCAGCCCCCCGUGAGGAGGGGCCCGGGCACAGCGCCGAGCCCCCGCCGCCCCCCGCCAUGACCAGCCUGUUCCGCCGCAGCAGCAGCGGCGGCUCCUCCGCCCAGGAGCUCAACAACAGCCGCCCUGCCAGGCAGGUGCGGCGCCUGGAGUUCAACCAGGCCAUGGAGGACUUCAAGACCAUGUUCCCCAGCAUGGACUACGACAUCAUCGAGUGCGUGCUGAGAGCCAACAACGGCGCCGUGGACGCCACCAUCGACCAGCUGCUGCAGAUGAACCUGGACGGCAGCGGCUGCGACGACAGCUCGGACUCGGAGGACAGCAUCCCCCCCGAGAUCUUGGAGCGGACCCUGGAGCCGGACAGCUCGGACGAGGAGCCCCCUCCCGUGUACUCCCCUCCUGCCUACGAGAGCCAGGCCCUGGGCAGCCGCUACCCCCGUGCCCCUCCCACGCCCCCGCCCAGGACGGACGUGCCCGGCCCUGGCAGCACUGGGCACUACAGGAACUGGAACCCGCCGCUCCUGGGCAACCUCCCCGAGGAUUUCCUGCGCAUCCUGCCCCAGCAGACAGCCAGCACACAGGGCUCGCAGGGCUGCCGGCAGUCCGUGCGGGGGCAGGGCUCCCUGGAGCAGGAGCGGCGCUGGAAGCAGUACCUGGAGGACGAGCGCAUCGCCCUCUUCCUGCAGAACGAGGAGUUCAUGAAGGAGCUCCAGAGGAACCGGGAUUUCCUUCUCGCCCUGGAGAGAGAUCGAUUGAAAUAUGAGUCAAAAAAAUCCAAGUCGACCAGUGUUGCUGUCAGCAACGACUUUGGUUUCUCCUCCGUGUUAUCAGGUGACGUGGCUGCCUCUGUCCCCAGCGAGGCCGGCGGGGCCGUGUCUGAUGAUGCCUUAUUCAGAGACAAACUCAAACACAUGGGAAAAUCCACACGCAAGAAGCUGUUUGAACUCGCCAGAGCCUUCUCCGAGAAGACAAAGAUGAGGAAAUCAAAAAGAAAACACUUGUUGAAGCACCAGGUGAUGGGGACAGCGGCUUCCACGGCAAAUCUUCUGGAUGACGUGGAAGGACAUGCAUAUGAUGAAGAUUUCCAAGCACGGCGGCAGCAGCUGCGGGAGGAGGAGGAGCCGAAGGAAGGGCAAUAAACGGUCCCAGCUCUGGGGUUUCUUGCUGGCACAGGACGUGCACGAGGCUUCAUCAGGAGAUGGCUGAAAAAGGAGAAACCCACCCAACAAAUCACCCAGAUUUUGGCUGUUCCCCCUCUGCUGCUGUACUCCUCUGAAGUACAAGUAUCGAAGUGAGGCACAAUGUUUUCUUACCAGUGGUUUGAAAACAACUUUUCCUAUCCAGCAAAUCAGCCAAAAAGGAAAAAACAAAAAGGAAAAAACAAAAGUGGGCAGCUGCUGCGAGCAGAGCCAGCGAGCUCAGGCUGGGGAGGAGCAGCCCCACCUGAGGAGGAGGGAUGAUUCAGUGGUACUAACGAGGAUCCAUUCACACGUGGGGUCUGCUUGGCCAGAGCACUCCUGAACAUAUCUGUAGUGGUCUGAUGUAACUUCACUCUGCGCACACCGGGACAAAAACCACGUGAGAAAGGGAAGCUAACAGCUGUUGUCUAUUAUUGCUAGGAGUAACGAGCAGAGAUUCAGAUCAGGUAAUAGUCAAAUAAUAUAAAUUGUUUAUAAAGGAAAGGCCUUCUUUUCCUAGGCAUUUCACUUUGAAUUAAACCUUUGCCUUCGGCAUUGCUACAACUGCCUUGAAGUUGGGAAGCUUUGUGCUGCUGCAGGGCAGCACCAAGGGCUGGAUUUCACACCAGUUUAACCCUCACUGAUGGAGCAGGACACAUCCCACCAGGUGUGUGGGGUGCUGGGGGUGGUCUUGGAGUCUGGGAGCUGCAGGGAUGCCCCUGCUGUAGGUAAGAGGCAAAGCCCAAGCCAGGGCUUGGCAGGGCUGGGGAGUUUGUGCCAGGGCUUGGGGGCACUGCUGGGUUUGAGGGGCAGGAGCAGAACCCCUUCCUCGUGCCCACAGCACCGGAAUCCUGCAGCUCUCGGAGAUGCUGUCAGGCUAAAAAUAAUUACACAAACAAAUUCCUUCGCUGUGUAAGUACCGAGUGACGAGCGUGAAGUCAGAAUUCCCUCCCGCCAGCACAUUUUCUUCUCUCCUCUCGGCACAGCGCUCCCUGCCAAAUGCAGGAGGUGGCUUAGACGUGCCUGUUCCACUCUCCGGCUCCCGCCAAGCAGCACAAAUGUUGCAGGAUUGGAGCUGUGAAGGCGGCAGACGCAGAAGCCUCAGCCAUCAAACACUCCCGCAAGUGUUUGCCCUGCCUCUCCCCGCAGGGUUUGGUAACAAAAGUCCCCGUUGCAGGCGCUGCCUCCCGGCAGGCUCCUCUCCAAUCCCAACGGAGCCCCAGUGCCUUUGAAGUGGACGCCAAGAUUUCCUCCCCCGCCAGCCCUGCAGCUGCUGCACCUGUUGAGCGCUGCUGUGGCCCCUCCAGCCGUGGUGGGGAGCGGGGGCAUCCCCUGAGCUUCACUUUCUCCUGGUUCCUGGCCAGGGCAGGGCUGCUUCCAGGUGUCUGGGGCUCUGCCUGGUGUCUCCAUAGCACACAGCUCUCCCCCAGCACCAGCGCUCAGACAAGUUCUGGGGUGCCAGGGCAGGAUGCAGUGGGCUGGGAGCACCCUGGGGUGCCAGCGAGCUUUGAGUUCCUAAAAUCAAAGCAGCAGAAUUCCCACCCCACCCAGCCCAUACCAGUUUUGGUGUCCUCUCCUUUGCUUUUGAAGGAUUGAAGAGCAUGUCCUGAGUCGUGGCAGCACAGUGGCUGGUCAGGGUCACCCCAAGGCACACGCAGCCCUGCUCCUGGUGGUGUCAGGAGCUGCUGCAAGGGCACAGGAUGCCCCAGGCUCUGCCCUGCCCAGGAUAGGAUGUGGGUCUGGAGGAGCACCUGGCUCAGCGAGCAAGGGUGAAUCAGGGAACGGAAAAUCCUUUAGUCCCUGGGUGGGACUUCCAUUGUGAGAGUGCUGGAGAGAAGGAGGGGCAGCUUCCCUGCCCUGUGCUGGCCCUGGGGGCCAUAGGAGGCUGCUGUUACUCCUUCCCAGUCCAAAGCAGCUCUGCAUAUUUGGAAGAAAAUCAAACUUGGAAGUGGAUCAGCUUGUCACCGUUCCAGCACCUCUUGGCUACUCAGUCGCAGCGAAGUUUCCAUGAGCGCAGGAAGCACCAACGGGUGGGAAGGGAAUUCUGCUCUCCCAGAGCUGGAGGUGCUGGCAGGAGGGCUGGGCUGGCCCUGCAGGGUUUGGGGACGGGCUGGGGCUGCAGGGAUGGCUUCAGCUUUCCUGGGGAGGCUGGCACAAGGCCACGGGUCACUGCUGGCCCCAGCAGCAUCCAGGGCGAAGGGGGGACACUGUCCCUCCCCUCAGGCUGCUCCUAAAGUGACAUGUCACCUCUGAAACCCAGCCAAGACGUGCUGGAGGAGCAGUCCUGAGCCAGCAAGGAAGGGUGGCCAGGGGCUGUGAAUGGGACAGGGGACAGGUGGGUGCCAGUGCCCAGCACCAAAAGCACUGUGGCCACCACAGGGCCCUGGGCACGGCUUGGCCACCAGCACCACCCCACAAGUUGCCCUUAAACACCCCAGGCCAGGCACAGCCUCUGGGUGAUGUCACUCUGCAGCCGUGUCAAAAUACCUUGGGGGCACAAAGCAUCAUUUUAAUGGAGAUGGAGAGGGGUUGUUUCUGUGUCCUGUAAAAAAUAGAAAGUCAGGUCUAAGGAGUGGAAAGGCCACAAACCCGGCUUGGGAGCCAAAAUGCAUUUCUUACAUAAAAAUGUACAAUUCUCAGUGAUGUUUGUAUCAUUUCUCUACAAAAAGGUUUCAAAAGAACAAAAACAAACUGAUCUGUGAUGUUUGUGAGUGUGGCUAUUUUAGAAUUUAUUUCCAUAAGUGAUUUUUUCUUAAAGAUGUUUAAUAGUAAUUCCUAUAAUAAAGUCCUGUUGUACUCUUAA